This is a messenger RNA of Chenopodium quinoa (quinoa), 2346 nucleotides long. Its product is annotated as protein MAINTENANCE OF MERISTEMS-like. NCBI's taxonomy places the organism in Eukaryota, Viridiplantae, Streptophyta, Magnoliopsida, Caryophyllales, Amaranthaceae. The record is from RefSeq and is a predicted model, not a curated record. The coding region runs from base 183 to 1931 and encodes 582 amino acids. The transcript is spliced from 8 exons.
UAUUUUUUAAAAUUUAUUUUUUAAAAACGUUUGACGCCUCUUUACCUUCACUCACAUACUCACACUCAAAGCUUCCCUCGCAAGCUUAACUCUUCUUCUUCCUCUCCCUCAUUCUCUCUCCUCUUUCAUCUUCACAACAUUUUCUCUCUCCUCCAUUUUCAGAACAAUUCAUCUUCGCAAUCAUGAGACGCAGCACAAGGAGAUCAACAAUGGCGGUUUCUAUUCACAGUUCUCUCGAUUUUGACUCUAACAGAAUAAGUACCAGAAGAUCUUCCUCCAUUCUUCCUCAAUCCGACGAAACCCGUAAUCCGGCUGGGAACUUUACCACCAAAUUUUCGAUGUCCUCAUUUGUAAAGAAAGUGGAACAGUUAACACAUGAUCAGAGAACUGCUAUUGAAAAAGUUGGGUUUGGGAAUUUGCUACGCGUUCCUCAUCAUACCCUCCGAAAAAAUCUGUUAGUUGAAUGGAUGGAGCGUUGGGACAGUGAGAAAAGGGCAUUUGUACUUCAUGAUAAGGAGCUUACCAUUACUGAUAUGGAUGCUGCAUUGAUCUUGGGGUUGCGUACUGUUGGUAAUCCUGUAAGUUUGAGUGAAGAAGAUCCAUUAUCUGAAAUGGAAAGGGAGUAUGGAGCUACCAUAAUUAAUCGAAAAAUCAGUAUGUCUGCAAUUGAGGGAAGGUUACAAUCCCUUGGUGAUGAUGCCAGUGAAGAUUUUGUAAGGAAUUUCUUGCUAUUUAUGUUUGGGAUGAUUCUUUUCCCAAGUUCAAAUGCUAAACUAGACUCGCGCUAUCUGUCCUUUCUUAAAGACCUUGAGGGAGUGUCCAAGUAUGCUUGGGGUAGGGCUGUUGUUGAGGACCUAUUCAACUGGUUAUCUAGAAGGAAAGAGGAACAAAUAAAAAGUAUUGAAGGUUGCCUUAUUCUUCUCCAAAUUUGGUCCUACGAACAUAUAGACAUUGGGCGUCCAAUUCUGAUUAGUUGCUCGGUGGACUUCCCUCGAGCUUGCCGUUGGGAAAGUAGUAGGUGUAACAGCCCAAGGCAUUGGUUCACUUCCAAGUUCAAUGAGGUUGAAGAGAAUCAGGUAAUAUUGAAGCUGCAACCAACAGCAACUGAGAUGAAUAAUGAUUACAUACGAGAGCUACUUACUGAAGAAGCUGCGGGAGGAGAAAAGAUUCUCUCAACUAGGACAAACAUCACAACAUCUAAGACAAAAGAAGUCCCAUCAAAGUGUUUAAGCCAGAAGACUUUGUUAAAUGAGAAACCAGAGGGAGGGGUUGCAAGAGGCAAGCAUGAUCAACGAGCUGAUUUUCCAGAGUGUUCUGGAAUAUCAGAAAUAACAUCAGAAGAAUGCGAGAGAGAAGAGGUUCUGUCAACUAGAACAAGAGCCACAACAUCUGCGCCUAUUGGGCUCCCACCUAAGCAUGAUCAGCGAGCUGAUAUUCCAGAGAAUUCUGGAAUAUCAGGAAUAUCAUCAGAAGGAUUUGAGAGAGAAGAGGUUAUGUCAACUAGAACAAGAGCCACAACAUCUUCGGCAGUUGGUCUCCCACCUAAGAGUUUAAGCCGACAUGCUAUAUUGGAUAAGAAGCCUGACGAAGGUACAGAAAGAAGCAAGCAUGAUAAUCAAGACUUACCACAGGAUUCUAGGCAGUCAAUGGAUGUGUCAGUGAUGACUGAAGAUUAUGCGGAAUGUUCCUCAUCGUAUGGUUUGCAAGAGGACCAGAGUGCAGAGACAUCCCUUAAUGUUAAUGUCAUUACUGAAGAGUAUGUUUUGGAGAAUGAGAAACUCAAGAGAGAAAAUGCUGUUAUGAGGAAGAUAUUAGAAGACCUAAGAAAGGAAAAUGCUGAGCUAAAAGAAGAUAACCAACGCUUGAGGGCUCCUCCUGCACUUGCUGAUAAUAUAGAAAGGCUUAUUGAUGAAUACUUUGAUGGAGUUUAGGCUGCUUCGGAAGUUGUUUGUUUUCGAUGAAUUCAAUUCCUAUGCCAUAGAAGCAGCAUCAGCUGAUUGUUUAUCAUUGGAUAAACGUGCAUACAUUCAACAUCUGAUUUCUGCUCUCUGGUAUAAGUAAUUAUGUGUACUGGUAUGAUUGCAUUAUAUACUGACUAUAGUCCCAUGCUGUAAGUACUAGUUUAUAGAGUGUGAUCCAAUUUUCGAGUUAAACAAUUAGAGACUGUUGUAGUCCUUAUAGGAAUAUUCCUUUAUCUUCACAUCUAUAGGAAAAUAAACUCGAUGUAUGAAAGUCUAGAAAAACUCUGUUACACAGCCUUGUCUGUAUAAGCUGCAGUUGCAGUAGCAUUGCUAGUGUAUAUAAUUUGAAGAAAAUUUUCUAAUAUUCAUGUGUGUAUUUAUAUUU